Messenger RNA from Cynara cardunculus var. scolymus (artichoke), 1598 nucleotides. RefSeq names its product B3 domain-containing protein Os01g0234100-like. The transcript is spliced from 7 exons. The coding region runs from base 8 to 1507 and encodes 499 amino acids. The record is from RefSeq and is a predicted model, not a curated record. NCBI's taxonomy places the organism in Eukaryota, Viridiplantae, Streptophyta, Magnoliopsida, Asterales, Asteraceae. Gene Ontology annotation, molecular function: DNA binding.
CCUAAUAAUGGCAGCUCCGGUAACCGGAGAAGCCAGCUUAGAUGAAGAACGCUCCGGUUCUCAGAUCGUCAUUAACAAACUGAAAACCCCCAAUUCUGCAGAAGACAACUUGAUUAUAGCGCAAUUGUCGAAAACAGCUCUUACUCAGCUUCAUGUUCCCUGUGCUUCUUCAUUGAGUAAACGGCGAAAAUCGAAGCCGAUGAGGUUUGAUGUUUCUCGAACCGAUGUUCGAAAGGAACAUUCUUCUCCGAAGAUUAAGAUUCAGGUACUAAGCGAUCCUUCAGUCCCUUGUUUGAGCUUAACGAAAGAAAAGUCUCCAACUAAAGGCUUCAAAACUCCAGUUCCAAGUUCACCUGCUAUGAUUAGAGCACUGGAGGUUCAGUCAAGUCUUGGAAUUGAGUUUCCUAGCUGUAUUAAGAUAAUGGUUAGAUCACAAGUCAGUUGUGGUUUUUGGAUGGGCCUUCCGCUGCCAUUCUGUAGGUCAUUUCUCCCAAAAGAAGACACUACAUUUUUACUUGAAGAUGAAAAGGGAGAGCAAUGUGAAGUCAAAUAUAUUGCAUACAAGAGUGGGCUUAGCGCGGGUUGGAAAAAGUUCGCAGUUACACAUAACUUGAUUGAAGGAGAUGUUUUGGUCUUCCAUCUGGUUGAACCUUGGAAAUUUAAGGUUUACAUACUUAAGGCGAAUGUUUCGAAUGAAGUAGAUGGUGCUCUUAGCCUUUUGAAUUUGGAGGCACAUACCGAACAAAUAACUCCAGUUACUCCAUCUCCUAAAACAAAGAGAAGCAAGCAUACAGAGCCUCUUUCUUUAACCGUGGUCGAAAAGAAGCACAAAAAGACUCCCCCUUCAUCAAGAUCCAUCCCCCCUUCUCAGCUCAGCAGCCACCGCAUUGAACAUUCCGGAAACGAUAGUGAAGAGGUAGGCUCGGAAGUUCUAGAAGGUUCCAGACCCUCUAAACCUGUGCUUUUGUUCCAAGAAGUCAAAGCCUUUGAAGAGUUCCGGAUUGUAGUCAAAGGGCUGUGCAUCGACUCUGAGCUUCCGGAUGACGUCAGAGCUAGUUACUACAAACUAUGCCUAGAUAGGAAACAAUUCCUUCACGAUGGUCUUCGUGAAGGUCUGUACUACAAGCUGGUGGCGGGUAUGAUCGGUGAAACCGUAAGCAUUGCAAACGAGAUCAAGAACUGCAAGCCCACCACAACAAAGGAAGAGUUUGGAGUAUGGGAUGAUUCCCUGAGAUCCUUCGAGCUCUUGGGAAUGAAGGUUGGUUUUUUACGCGAUAGGAUACAUACACUUGCAACACUCGUAUCAGAAGGUGCAUUGGAUAUGAAGAGGUACGUGGAGGCAAGAAACGAACAGAAACGGAUCAAGGAUGAGAUAAAGAAACUUACGGAAAAGAUUUCGGAAUUGAAGGAAAACGCUCGGAAGUUUGAGCGGAUUUCGGGUUCGUUGAAGCGGAAGGCUGAGAAGUACGAGCACCGGUUCCGGGACGCACUUGGUACACCAUGGUAAGCUCGAUUAAAAAAACUUAGAUAUGUGACAUGCUCAUCAUAAACUGUAAAACUUUGUGACCUAUGAGCUAGUAUUAUCUGAUUAGUAGCAA